CGGGGCUGCCCCGCUCCGCUCCCGAUCUCGCUCCCGCCGCCCGCGCUCGGCUCCCGCCGCGCCCCCGGAGCGGAGCGGGGCGGGCGAGGGGCGCGGCCAUCGCGGUCCCUCCCGCAGCCCUGCGCGGCGGCCGAGGCCGGGGCCGGAGCCGGAGCUGGGGUGGCCGCGUACCCUGGCAGGAUGUCGGGGUCGCGCUGCCAGACGCUGUACCCGUUCUCCGGGGAACGGCACCGGCAGGGCCUGCGCUUCGCGGCGGGGGAGCUGAUCACGGUGCUGCAGGUGCCGGACGGCGGCUGGUGGGAAGGGCAGAAGGAGGACGGGCUGCGCGGCUGGUUCCCGGCCAGCUACGUGCAGCUCCUGGAGCAGAAACCCAGAAAAGCAGCUCCUCAGGCAGAAGAUACCUUGAAUGGCCAUCUUCCCCCCGGCUGGCAGAGCUAUAUGUCACCCCAGGGACGAAGGUACUAUGUGAACACCUUCACGAAUGAAACAACCUGGGAGCGGCCAAGCAGCGUGCCUGGGACUCCAAAGAGCCCUGUGUCACAGAAGAGUUCUGCAGUGAAUGGCUACUACAUCUCUGGGACCCCAGUACACCAGCUUGACUCUGGUCAUAUGAGCCUUCGAAAAGCCAGUGGGGAUCCACAGACCCCGGGGUCCCCGGCGGCGCCGCGGCGGCAGAGCAAGGAGAGCAGCCUGACGAUAAACUGUGUGACUUUCCCCCACCCUGACAUAAUGCCAGAGCAGCAGUUGCUGAAACCUUCAGAGUGGAGCUACUGUGAUUAUUUCUGGGCUGAUAAGAAGGAUUCGCAAGGGAACAAUACAGUGUCGGGAUUUGAGAUUCUUCUUCAAAAGCAACUUAAAGGGAAACAAAUGCAGAAAGAAAUGGCAGAGUUUGUUCGAGAAAGGAUAAAGAUUGAGGAGGAAUAUGCGAAGAACCUGUCCAAGCUGUCUCAGAAUUCCUUGGCUGCUCAGGAAGAAGGCACACUAGGAGAGGCUUGGGCUCAGCUAAAGAAGAGUCUAGCUGAUGAAGCAGAGGUUCACCUCAAAUUCUCUUCCAAGCUUCAGAGUGAGGUAGAGAAGCCACUGCUCAACUUCAGAGAGAAUUUUAAGAAAGACAUGAAGAAGUGUGACCACCACAUUGCAGACUUACGGAAGCAGCUGGCCAGCCGCUACGCAGCAGUUGAAAAGGCCCGGAAAGCCUUGACAGAGAGACAGAAGGAUCUGGAAAUGAAAACACAGCAGCUGGAGGUGAAGCUCAGCAACAAGACAGAAGAGGAAAUUAAGAAGGCGAGGCGGAAGUCCACUCAGGCAGGGGAUGACUUGAUGCGCUGUGUGGAUCUUUACAAUCAAGCUCAGUCCAAGUGGUUUGAGGAAAUGGUGACUACCACUCUGGAGCUUGAGAGACUAGAAGUUGAAAGGGUGGAGAUGAUUCGGCAGCAUCUUUGCCAGUAUACACAGCUGCGGCAUGAGACAGACAUGUUCAACCAAAGUACAGUAGAGCUCGUGGAUCAAUUGCUUCGGAAAGUGGAUCCUGCCAAAGACAGGGAACUGUGGGUAAAAGAACACAAAACUGGAGAUAUCCGACCUGUGGACAUGGAAAUAUAGACUGAUCUUUAAUUGUAUGUCAUGAGUCCACUGAAUUAACCCAGCUAAUGUUUGCUUUAUAAGGGUCAGAAGAGCAUAGGGAAAAGGUUGUUCCACUACCAGACACCUUGUAAUUUAUGCCUGUACAGGCCAUCUCUGUUACAUUUAGUCAUAAAAAUGGUCCUCAUUGUGCUAAGCCUUAAGCACCAGACAUUCCAGGAUGAAGAAACCAGAUGUGUGCUUCCCACCAGAGGUUCCCAAUUGCACGCAGCUUCCAGAAGAAAUCUGCUUUCUGGUACAAGGAGAGCUCUGUUCUUCAGUGACUUUGUGCUACAUCCCUUGCAUGACUAUCUUUAUACAGUAUGUUAGAACAACCAUGCAGUGAGCCUCUGGCCAGCAAGUGAAUAACUGAACAUGAUGCAGGAGGCAAGGAAGUCCUGAUCAUGAAUCCCAGGUCUGUCACUGACUACUUUCAUGGCUAUAGGCAAGUCAAUUAACUUUUCCAGUUCCCCCAUCUAUAAAACAUGUAUCCUGCAGCAGUGUUGUGCAAAUACAUUUAUUUCAUACAGUUUCCCACCAAGGCCCUUCUCCCAAUAUCUAUGGAGAAGAGUCCUGUUCUUCCUGUUUUACACUCCCUCUCAGGGAUACAUAAACCCAUUGUCAUCAUGAUUUCUGUUCCAGGCCAAUCAGUAAGGUUGAAAGUGUUACUAGCACUGUUAUUUAUAAGGAAAGACUUGGUUGUGCUAUACCUACCUCAUUAGCUGUCUGAGUGCCCUCAGUGACAGAAAGAGGUUACAUACCAAGGAAUAAACGAGAUACUCAAAACCUUUCCUGCUUAUGCAAGAUGUUUUCUCACAAAAUCUCCUUCAAGACAGCCCUCUAACAUUUGAUUUAGGAUCCAGGUUUAAAUUGCCCUUUGUUGGUUCCUUCAGGUGAAUAUCACAGCCUUUAGGUAUCUUUAAUUGCCAAGUUUUUCCAGCUAAAUUGUGGGGUUUCUCUUUUAAGGGCCUGAUUUUCAAAGAUGCCAUGAAUCUGUGAUGCUAGAUUGCAUUAAGUAUAGGAGAUGUAGGUGCCCAGCGCUUCUGCACCAGCUGAUUCUUAACCUUAGGCUUUUCCUUUGUUAUCUUUAACACAAACUACCAAAAAUGUAACACUGCUCCUGGCACAUAAUAUUCUCUAAUUUGGAGACUGGCUUUGAAAAGGUUUUUGAAAAUUCAUUUUCUUUUCUUGCUGACAUUUCUGAGUAACUGUUCACUGUUGCUGGUAAUACAGUUUUCAGCAUUUCAUACAAUGCCAAGAUUCUUGCUUUAGAUCCGAAACCUUGAUUCUCACCACUGUGGCCUUUACUGUGUUGCUAUCUACAAUUUCCCAAACAGUACUACGCCAUUUGAUCCACUUCACCUCAUUGUUUCCAUCAUUUUCACCCCAGCACCAAAAUUGCAUCCUUUUGUUCUACUGCUAUUGGGUUUUAUUCACCAGCUUCUGAAUGUUGUGAUUGGAUCAUUGAAAAUUAAUAUUCCCCAUUACAAAUUCAAGCUGAACACAGAGAAGUCUCAUCUGAAACACAUAUUUAAUAAUGGUGCAGUGAUUAUUUUCCUGGUUUUGUUAUUUCAAUCUGAAUUCUACUACAUUUUACCACUGUUCUCUUUUUCUCAACCAUCUCUUUACAAGUAUAGAUUCAUUCUUGUCUUGAAAAACGCUUCUACAACCCACAUCUCUGCUGAAUCUUUACCCUUUAUAAACCUUUGCACGUUAGCAAGUGCAGUGCCAUGACCACUGCAUGCUCAGGAUCACUGUUCCUCGUGUGACACCUCCAGACACACUUCUGAAUUUGUGACUACUGUUUUAUUCUCGGUGUUGGAAGCAUCCAGCACAGUUAUGUGAGACUCUCCUAAGUUCCUGCCAAGACCAUUGCAGUACAAAUGAAACGUGGUUUGUGUCACACAGUCCCUGAACUCAGUAGAGUACAUACUCUUCCCCAGAUUCCUCUUCUGCUGCUCAAGCAGGGAUGUUUUGUGAUGAUGUCUUUUACGGUCUUCCUGCUGAUUGACUCUCUGUCUUAUUCAUUUUGUCAUACCAAUGAUACUUCUCCUAUCUCUACCAUGCACUUUGGAGGACAGGCACUUUUCUUUUUAUUAAACCACAGGGGCAGGGUGAGCUUUCAAAACUUCAAUGGCCAAAAAUAACUGGAGUACUUUAGAGCUGCAUCUCAGGUGGACCCCUGUGUUCUAAGCUCUAUUGUAAAUCA
Neopsephotus bourkii (Bourke's parrot) is the source of this 3829-nucleotide messenger RNA. It is a transcript of the gene GAS7, whose product is annotated as growth arrest specific 7. Lineage: Eukaryota; Metazoa; Chordata; Aves; Psittaciformes; Psittacidae. The transcript is spliced from 14 exons. Bases 181 to 1602 code for a protein of 473 amino acids. Gene Ontology annotation, molecular function: actin filament binding. Gene Ontology annotation, biological process: actin filament polymerization; neuron projection morphogenesis. The record is from RefSeq and is a predicted model, not a curated record. Gene Ontology annotation, cellular component: plasma membrane; actin filament; cytoplasm.